Lepisosteus oculatus (spotted gar) is the source of this 1857-nucleotide messenger RNA. RefSeq names its product CCR4-NOT transcription complex, subunit 8 (gene cnot8). NCBI's taxonomy places the organism in Eukaryota, Metazoa, Chordata, Actinopteri, Semionotiformes, Lepisosteidae. Gene Ontology annotation, molecular function: nucleic acid binding; poly(A)-specific ribonuclease activity. Gene Ontology annotation, cellular component: CCR4-NOT core complex; CCR4-NOT complex; P-body. The record is from RefSeq and is a predicted model, not a curated record.
GCGAGAGCCGUCGCAGAAUAAAAACAGAACGCGUUCUUGCUUCUGUCCGCAUUAAACAUAGCAUUUCCACGUCAAACAGAUGGGUGAUAGCGUUGACGCGUCACUCCAGAUGAAAAUCAAGUCCCUUGCGGUUGCUUUUCUCGAAAGCCGAGGGUUUGCCUGAGAGCCCGUCUUCCUGGGUGGUUCAGAGGUUUCCCGGGAGUUUUCAGUCAUUUUCCCCGACCGCGCAACAUGCCUGCCGCGCUUGCAGAUACCAGCCAGAUUAUCUGCGAAGUUUGGGCCAGCAAUGUGGAAGAGGAAAUGAGGAAAAUCCGACAAAUUAUUCAGAGUUACAACUACAUCGCCAUGGACACGGAGUUCCCCGGCGUGGUGGUGCGGCCCAUCGGCGAGUUCAGGAGCACCGUUGACUACCAGUACCAGCUGCUGCGCUGCAACGUGGACCUGCUGAAGAUCAUCCAGCUGGGCCUCACCUUCAUGAACGAGAGCGGGGACUACCCGCCCGGGACCACCACCUGGCAGUUCAACUUCAAGUUCAACCUCACGGAGGACAUGUACUCUCAGGAUUCUAUAGAUCUUCUGCAGAACUCGGGGCUUCAGUUUAAGAAGCACGAGGAAGAGGGAAUCGACACACUUUACUUUGCCGAACUCCUGAUGACAUCUGGCUUAGUGCUGUGUGAAAAUGUCAAGUGGCUCUCCUUUCACAGCGGGUAUGACUUCGGCUACCUGGUGAAGCUCCUCACCGACGCCAGGCUGCCAGAGGAGGAGCACGAGUUCUUCCAGAUCCUGAACCUCUUCUUCCCUGCCAUCUACGACGUCAAGUACCUCAUGAAGAGCUGCAAGAACCUCAAGGGAGGGCUGCAGGAGGUGGCUGACCAGCUGGAGCUGAAGAGGAUCGGAAGGCAGCACCAAGCUGGCUCGGACUCUCUGCUCACUGGAAUGGCUUUCUUUCGAAUGAAAGAGCUGUUCUUCGAGGACAACAUCGACGACGCCAAGUACUGUGGGAGGCUGUACGGCCUCGGUUCCGGAUCGUCCCAGACCCAGAACGGCAGUGCCUGUGUGGCCCAGGAGGAGGCCAACAGCAAGCACUGACCCAAGGCAUGGCAGAGCCUCGGACAGACGCACUUCUUUUAUUUCAUUGAACACUUUUGUUAAAUAUACAUCUUUCUGCAGCCAAAAAAGGAUUUUCUGUAUAUAAGGCAUGAAUUCUCCAAGGACGUUGGUUUAUGUAGAAACCCUUUGUAUUGUUAAGUCUUUUACAGUUCAAGUAUUACAAUACAAGUUCUCAGCGAUACUACCGUUGGACCUUUCUAGCUAUGAAUUUGGCAUUGAAGUCCAUUUUUUACUUCAGCGGUGCAGUUCCCAAAUGUAUUAGACUUUUAUUUAUUUUUAAACGUGGGACCAGAGGCUGGGAGCUGUCGAAUUGUGAGAGGUACCGUUUUUUAAAUGCUCAAGACCGGUCGCCUUACAGAAUUUGCCAACAGAAGGUGACCUGACUCACAAAGGUGAUGAAGAUGACUUAUGAGUAUUAAAAAAAAAAAGUCAAACGGAUCACUGUUGGAUACUUUUAUCAUCAUGUUUGUAGAAAUUGUAAUAUUUUAAAUUUAUGCUGGAAAGGUAUGUAUAUUAAAUGUAAAAUUUCAAAGAGGCCGUUAUGUUUGACCAUUUCUCAGUGAGAUUUUAGACUUUAAGCUGAAUCAGUGGAGUUAGGAAAGGAAACGUCCGUUGCUUAAAUUCACUGGAACUUUUUUUAAGUUGCUUACAAUGAGCUCCUUUCAAUGGAUGGGUGUGAUUUAUAUUGUUUUUAAAUCGUUUAUUGUUUUAAAACGUUGUAUAUUAAAGUGUUUUGUACAAAAGGAA